UUACCAGCGGCUGCAGGAUGCCCAGUCGUGGCCUGGCCAGGAUGUUAUCAGCAGAGUCAAUGCCUUGGCCAAGACCGUAGUGCUGCUUCCUGACCCCCUCUCUGAAGCCCCUGGACACCUGUCACUGGCUGAGGCCUCCAGCUUCCUGGGUAUCCUGGAGAGGGUCCUGGCAAAGGAGUCAGCUCCACUGGGGCCGGCUGCACUGCUGGCUGUCGUGCACUUCCUAAAGAGAGUGACAGCCCUCGGGGCUGGGGAGCCAGAGCCCUUAACAGGGCCCUGGGAGCAGCUAGGCCAGGGCAUCAUGUCUGUGGCCAGCUUGGUCCUGGAGGAGCAGCUGGCUGGCGCGUGGCUCUCAAUCAGCGAGGUGAGGCUGGCAGGGCUGGGUGGGGCAGGGGGGCUUGCCGUCCUUGCCACCAGCUUGUUGUGUAGCCGUGGGUGAGUCAGCACCCAUCGCUGGGUCCGUCUCUGCGUUCGAGAGAAGCUCCUCUUUUACCUAUGAUGUAACUUGAACUUCCACAUACAACUGUUCGUGAAUAAUAGCUUCUGUGGUUGAAAAUAAGAGCCAGGAAUCCAUAAGGAUCCCCCCCAUAUCCAAGAUUCUGCUGACCACCUUCAGAGGCAGGUCCUCUAUGCUGAGUAUCCAGCCAUCUUGUCUUCCAAAACAGCCCAGACGCUCAGGAGAGCAUAGAGAGAUGCUAUCCAGAUGGCAUGGGUGCUAGAAACGUCGUCCUGGCAGAAGUGGCUGUAGGCUUGGGAGUGAUUGGCCUAGAGAAAGGAGAGAACAAGGGAUCAUAGACAUCACCUGAAAGCCUUUGGGGCAGAAGGAGCAGAGAUGGUGCCUCUGUGGCCUCGGCGGACAGAACAGGGACCUAGGCUUGGGGACGGGGUGGAGAUGACACAGUGUGGGAGGCCGGCUCCACAGAACGGUUCCCCUGUUUGGGCAGCGAGCGCCCAACCUGGGAAGGGUAUAAACCCAUUUUUGGCUGAGGGACUGAGGCACUGUGGUAGGCUAGGAAAAGCUGGACUCUGAACCCUGGUGUUCCUCCCUGAAGAACAGAGGUGAUCAUACCCACCCUGCCUAGAGUAGCUGUUCCAUUACUGCAAGCCCCCCCCCCCCGCCCCCACCUGGCCUCACCCCCACAUGGCUUCCCUUUUGGAACCGAAAGGUCGAGUCCCUUCUAUAGGUCUAGCACAGAGUGAGAUCAAAGGAGGGGGAGGCACGGCCCUGCCUGCAGAGUGUGCCCAGCUAGCAAACAACCGGCCAGCAGGCACAGAGGACUACCAGGCCUUCGCCUGGGCUGGAGGAUGACGUGGCUUGGAGGCGUCAGAGGAGGCCGAUCGGGCAGGGCCUCAAACACCAGCCUGAGGACCCAGGACUUGAUCCUGGAGGCCCUACGGGGCCACCGAGGGUCUGGAGCAGGCAGGCCACUUCACAGAUCUCUGAGAAUGUGUUAACUACAGCGGUCGCGGCUGGCAGCCGCAGGUGCAAAGCAGGAGGGGCUGAGAUGUGGCUCCUCCCAGGUGGUUGGCGGACCCAUGGCCCUGGUGGCAAGUCUACAGCGCUUGGCGCCCCUGCUGAGCACCACGCUGACCCCUGGGCGGCCCCGAAUGCACAUCCAGCGUCGCUGUGUGGGCCUGGAGGUGCGGAGUCUACGCUUGACGGAGGCUGGCACGGAGGGCUAUGUGUUCACGGUGCCCGGUGGGCAUCCGGAGGGGCCCGGCCACAUCCGCAUCCCCGCAGGUGAAGUGGAGCGCCUCCUCGGGAAAGGCCUCUCUGGAGUCACCGUGAUCCACAGCUGGUUCAGCUCGAGUGUCUUCCGGCAAACCCUAGGGGAGCCUGGCCUGGAGCCCCAGGCCCCUGACAGCUCAGAAGAGGCAAGCAAAUUGCAGAGGUUUCUAAGCACCCAGGUGGGGUCAGCCAUCAUCUCCUCUGAGGUAUGGGAUGAAACCGGGGAGGUCAGCACGGCCGUGACCUUUCACUUGCAACACCAGACCCAGGCCUUCCCGCAGAAACUGGUGGAACCUGUCUGUGCCUUCUGGAACUUCAGCAGCAGCCCAGACACAGGGGGCUCCUGGGCCACUACCGGCUGCUCUGUGGCCACCCUGUACCGGGACUCUACCGCGUGCUUCUGCAACCACAGCACCAACUUUGCUGUCCUGUUGCAGGUGUAUGACGUCCAGAGAAGCCCCGGGGAGGAGUCGCUGCUGAGGACGCUGUCGUUUGUGGGCUGCGGAGUGUCCUUCUGCGCCUUGGCCACCGCCUUCUUGCUCUUCCUGGCAGCUGGGGUCCCCAGGUCAGAGCGAGCCACGGUCCACAAGAACCUCACCUUCUCCCUGGCCUCUGCCGAGGGCUUCCUCAUGGCCAGCGAGUGGGCAAAGGCCAACAAGGUGGCGUGUGUGGCCGUCACAGCUGCAAUGCAUCUCCUCUUUUUGGUCGCAUUCUCCUGGAUGUUGGUGGAGGGCCUAUUGCUGUGGAGCAAGGUGGUGGCCGUGCGCAUGCGCCCAGGCCCCAGGAUGACUCUCUACUACGCCACGGGCUGGGGCGUGCCCGUGGCCAUCGUGGCCAUCACGGUGGCCAUGUCCCCUGACGACUAUGUGGCCGCUGGCCACUGCUGGCUCAAUGUGCACACGGACACCAUCUGGGCCUUUGUGGGGCCCGUGCUCUUCGUGCUGACUGCCAACACCUGCAUCCUGGUCCGCGUAGUGAUGGUCACUGUGUCCAGUGCCCGCCGCCGCGCCCGCAUGCUGAGUCCCCAGCCCUGCCUGCGGCAGCAAAUCACGAUCCAGAUAUGGGCCACAGUGAAGCCGGUGCUGGUCCUGCUGCCCGUCCUGGGCCUGACCUGGCUGGUCGGCACGCUGGUGCACCUCAGCCCAGCCUGGGCCUACGCCGCCGUGGGCCUCAAUUCCUUCCAGGGGCCAUACAUUUUCCUGGUCUACGCUGCCUACAACGGGGAGGUCCGGAAUGCCCUGCAGAGGAUGACUGAGAAAAAGGCAACAGAGGCAUUUAUGGUCUGCUCCAGCCCCAUAGGCCCAGGGUCCCACCCUAGGUCCCUUGGUCCCUGGGAGGUCUCUCAGAACAACCCUGUAGCCUUGGCUCCAGCCCGAAGACACUUGGCUAUUAGAGGGACCCACAGCCCCAGAAUCUCCACAACCUUCUCCUCCAUUGCAGAACCUGAGAGACCGGCUGUGGAGCUGACAGCAUUCAAGGCAUCAGGUACAGCUCCCAUCUCAGGGGGGUCCCCCCUCUCCCCUUGGCACCCGGACACCCCCUCAGCCCCACUGCACCAGGAUGGAAGGGAUUUGAGAAGCAGCCACACCUGACGCCUCGUGGAAGCCUGAAGUCUUCCAUUAGCACACUGUAGGCCUGGCCCGGAGACACGGUGCUCUUUGGGAGAGGUGUACUUAGGGAAUGGGUUUGGGACCCUUCCCAGAGCUGGUGCUGCAGGAGGGCCAGUGCGCAAGGAGCCCGCCUUCCUCUGUGCACCCGCUCUGUCUGCCUCCCCCACCCCCCUCAGCCUCCUGGCCACAUCCCACUCAGAGCCCCUGUCCUGAUGCCUUGUGCCCUGAAAUGACUUCCAAACCCGGUGAGAGGCAAGCGCUUUCCUUCUGGGUUGUUUCCCCAGCUGGACAGGUGAGGGGGGCCUGGGGGCAGCGGGGCAAGGCUGGGCCCAUCCCAGGCGCAGCUCAAGGAGAGAGGACUGAGCCUGGGGAGUUCAGCCUGGCCCUAGGCGAGCUGAGGGGCCUGUGGUCACUGUCAGCUUCUCUGAGCCUGAGUUCCCUCAGUCUUAAAACAUAGGUUUAAGACUACAUAGGUAGGAGGGGCCGCCAGGCACUGCCCAGCCUCAAACCAACCAAGGGAUUCCUUCCGGCAUGGGCAAGAGGCAUGUUCGUGCAGCCCUAACCAGAGCUGGGUUCUGGGCUUUAUAAAGCCCGGCAUCUGCUGACUCCUUUAAUUCGGGGACACGGGGAAACCAUCCUCCCACCGUGCAGAUGAGGAAAUUGAGCAGUGUCAGAGCUGGGGUCAGGCCCCACCCCGCAGAUGGGGAAAGUGAGGCACAGGGGCAGUCACAGAGGUGUCAGCGGAGGCACAUUUGAAACCCAAGUCUCUAGGACCCCAGCCUCCCAGCGGGCCUCCACCCUUAGCUGGUGUCCCCGUCCCCUGGAGUCUCAGCUCCCCUUCUGCAAAGUGCGCAGGAGGCGCCCCCUGCAGGCCAGCGCGCGGUAGGCCCUCCGCGGGGCCCGCCGGCGCCCCCAUCCCGCCCCUCCCCCCACCCUCGCAGGCGCGGCGCGGGUGGGAACAAGAGCGGCAGCGGCGCCUCUGCGCUCAAGUGACAGCGCCUUUGUCUCUGCUGAAUGGGUGCGUUGCUAAGGGCGCUCGUAGCAACGGAGCCGCUUCCACCUCGCCCUGCGGCCGGCCCCGCCCUCCUCCGGACCCCCAACCUGCCCCGCCCUUCGGGCGCCCUCGCCACCCCCACCCCGCACCCUGCGACCUUCUCAGGUGGCCUGAACACGAGGUGCCGGGGAGUGAAGGCUGCCAGCUCCGUGUCCCUCGCGAUACCUGCCGGCCACCGCCCCUCCUGAAACCAGGGAGCCCUCUGGGCAUCAGGUGUUCUUUAGAGAAACCGAGGCUCGUAGAGGGCUUGCGGGAGACUGCCCAGGGUCUCCCCAGUCCAGAAUCCCCACCAAGGUCUUCCCCCAGCCUCAGUUCCCCUCCAGGGGUCCCCACCGUGAUUAUCUGCCAGCUCAGCCCAACAUUUUCCUCCCAGGUUUCUAGAGAGAGUGCAUGCGGACUUGACUCCAAGCCUCUAAAAGGCCCAACUGGGGGCCCCCCCGGGGACAGACAGCAGCCUCCGCCACCACCUACUGCCUCUCCCUCAGGAGCCCCCCCCCCAACCCCUCCCGGGUGCUGUGCCAGGUCCCACAGCUCAGUCCCCCUAACUUUCUGUCCAAGAUUGUUACCCGCUCUGACCCUCCCCACCUGCCUUGAAAUUCUGACAGCCCUGUGGUAUCUCUAGCAAUAAAGGGUACUCUUGUGA
This is a messenger RNA of Lynx canadensis (Canada lynx), 5036 nucleotides long. Its product is annotated as adhesion G-protein coupled receptor D2. Bases 1537 to 3321 code for a protein of 594 amino acids. The record is from RefSeq and is a predicted model, not a curated record. Gene Ontology annotation, biological process: cell surface receptor signaling pathway; adenylate cyclase-activating G protein-coupled receptor signaling pathway. Gene Ontology annotation, molecular function: G protein-coupled receptor activity. Gene Ontology annotation, cellular component: membrane. Lineage: Eukaryota; Metazoa; Chordata; Mammalia; Carnivora; Felidae. The transcript is spliced from 18 exons.